Messenger RNA from Rotaria sordida, 696 nucleotides. The record is from the annotation of a GenBank genome assembly. Lineage: Eukaryota; Metazoa; Rotifera; Eurotatoria; Philodinida; Philodinidae.
AUGGAGAACGAGUCGUCUGUUAUUCGCCUACGACGAAAACUCAGUGAAUUAUCACAAGAAUAUUCAAAAGAAAAACAAGUUCAACCACGAAGUAAAUCUGCUAAUGGACGACUUCCCGUCCCAGAUCAAAAUGCUAGUUUUCGUUAUCGACGAAUGAGACGAAAAGUUGAUGUUCUUCGUACACAAAUUGAUGCUGUCAUAGAUGAUAAUCAUCUUACAACAACUGAUAUUAAUAAUUCACAAAAAGAAAUGAUUCCAACACGUGAUAAUAAUGAUGUAUCAUUAAAAAAGAAACUGAUAAUAAGUGAUGAUCAAAAUCUUGUCACAAGUGAACUUAUUCAAGUACUACAUAGUAAACAAACAAGAAUUGAUGAACUCGAACAACGUUUAAAACAAGUUGAAGAACAAGAAUCUCAAUGGAAGAUAAAAUAUGAACGUGAAUGUAAUCGUUGUGAAUUAUUACAAACAAGAAUUAUUGAACUUGAACAAGAAUUAUUAAAUAGAAAAUAUCAAUCGAAAAUUCUUGGUCAAUUACAAACAGAUGUUAAACGACUUCAUUCAGCUUUUGAUGCCUUAGAAGUAGAAAAUACUCAACUUAAUGUUCAAUUGUCAUUUUCACGUAAUACACAUCUAUCAUCACAACUUGAUAAAUUUCGACAUGAAUUAGCACAUACAUGUCAUGAAUCAUUAUGCUAA